Molecule: messenger RNA, 1047 nt
Organism: Rhizopus microsporus ATCC 52813
Lineage: Eukaryota; Fungi; Mucoromycota; Mucoromycetes; Mucorales; Rhizopodaceae
Product: replication factor C subunit 2
Exons: 5
Coding region: 1-1047 (348 amino acids)
Biological process (GO): DNA-templated DNA replication; DNA repair
Cellular component (GO): nucleus; DNA replication factor C complex
Molecular function (GO): ATP hydrolysis activity; DNA binding; DNA clamp loader activity
Source: RefSeq, a predicted model, not a curated record
AUGAGCUUUUUUCAACCAAAGAAUACGACAUCAACAGGCAAAGUCGAUAGAAAAGAACUAUUAAAAAAGACACAACCAUGGGUUGAGAAAUAUCGACCCAAGUCUAUGGAUGACAUUGCUUCACAAGAACAAGCUGUUUUAGUACUGAAGAAAGCACUUCAAUCUGAUAAUCUACCUCAUUUACUCUUUUAUGGUCCUCCUGGUACUGGUAAAACUUCAACCAUCUUGGCAUUAGCACAUGAACUCUAUGGACCUCAGCUAAUGAAAUCUCGUGUACUUGAAUUAAACGCUUCGGACGAAAGAGGUAUUGCAGUUAUUCGGGAAAAAGUAAAGGAUUUCUCAAGAACGACAGUAACAAGCAAAGUGAGUGGAUAUCCUUGUCCUCCAUACAAGAUUGUUAUUUUGGAUGAAGCUGAUUCAAUGACAAAAGAUGCUCAAUCCGCCUUACGUCGAACCAUGGAAACAUAUUCUACAACAACACGAUUCUGUAUUGUUUGCAAUUACGUGAGCCGUAUCAUUGAGCCCAUCACAUCUCGUUGUGCCAAGUUUAGAUUUAAAUCACUUCCUAUUGAAGAUAUACAGUCUCGUUUAGAAAUGAUAUGUCUAGAGGAAGGUGUCAAUCUUGCAGCCAAUACGAUGCAGACAUUGAUUCAAUGUUCAGGAGGAGAUUUACGAAAAGCAAUCACUUUCUUACAGAGUGGAUAUAAUUUACAAGGCAGCAAACCGAUUACGCCCAGCAUGAUUAAUGAAAUGGCAGGCAAGAUUCCUGAUGACAUAAUCAGACAGUGCAUAGAGGCGUGGUCUUCAAAUGAUAUGAAUGAGAUACAAAAGGUCAUUCAGAACGCAAUGAACGAAGGAUACUCUGGAGAGAAUUUGCUAAUCCAAUUACACGAUGAGAUCAUUCAAGAUCAAAAUCUGACAACAUUACAGAAAGCUCAAAUAUCACAGAUCCUGUCUACGGUUGAUAUCGAUCUUGUCCAAGGAGCGGAUGAACAUUUACAAGUACUUAAUUUGAUGGCUCAAGUUGCUUCUAUCGCUGCCAGUUAA